AUGAUCCACAUGAUGGAAUCGAGUGGGCAUAGGGUAGCCCCAACAAACAAUCUAUUGAAAAAAGUAGAUUAUAAACCUAAUGAAAGUGUCAAUGAGCGAUCAAAUGGUGGCGGUGGUGGUGGAGGAACUCAUAUUGCUGCAACUGUAAAAAAUACAGUUCGAAGAUUGUUGCGUCGAACUAAAAGCCAUCGAGAUACCCCUUCUGUCUAUCCUGCUUCAAUAACAGCGAAUGGUACUACUACGGUUGUAACAACAAAAGCAACUACUCCAAUUAUACCAGCAAUACCAAAUGUUCCUCCAGUUACAAAUUCAAAAGGAACAGCAGUAAUUAAAAAUAACGUUAAUCCAAAUGAUGGAUCUGUCCAAAGAAAAUCUCAACCGCCACCACCGGCACCCUCAUCUCAAUAUCGAGAGUCUGGUAAUCGAACAAGUACGGGUGGAAGCAAACGAUAUUCAAGAACCCGGUCUAAAUUGAAGCUUUGUUGGCGCACUAUUUUACCUUGUAUGGAGAAUAGAUCGGAACAAUGA
Cotesia congregata is the source of this 528-nucleotide messenger RNA. NCBI's taxonomy places the organism in Eukaryota, Metazoa, Arthropoda, Insecta, Hymenoptera, Braconidae. The record is from the annotation of a GenBank genome assembly.